AGAUUGGUGCAGAUCAAAGGCUUUUCCUCGGCAAAGAAACCGUGUUCUGUAGAAUACGGUCGUGAUUCUGUCCCAAAAGAUGUGAAGGAAGGUCAUUUCGCGGUGAUAGCCGUCGAUGGGUAUCAUGAGCCUACACAGAGAUUCGUUGUCCCGUUGAUGUUUCUGGAACAUCCUAUGUUCCGUAAGCUUCUAGAACGAGCAGAGGAGGAAUACGGGUUCGACCACCACGGAGCCCUGAUGGUACCUUGCCAACCAAGCCACCUC
Messenger RNA from Camelina sativa (false flax), 264 nucleotides. Lineage: Eukaryota; Viridiplantae; Streptophyta; Magnoliopsida; Brassicales; Brassicaceae. The record is from RefSeq and is a predicted model, not a curated record.